Molecule: messenger RNA, 4018 nt
Organism: Chroicocephalus ridibundus (black-headed gull)
Lineage: Eukaryota; Metazoa; Chordata; Aves; Charadriiformes; Laridae
Gene: MPPED1
Product: metallophosphoesterase domain containing 1
Exons: 7
Coding region: 434-1342 (302 amino acids)
Molecular function (GO): hydrolase activity
Source: RefSeq, a predicted model, not a curated record
UGCUGUGGGGAUUUGAGUCUUAAUGCUCUGUGUUGUUAAUGCUGGGCAUAUAAUUUUAAAACUUGCAUGCUAUGGAAGCAGAUAAUUAUUUCCCUGCUGCAUUUUAUACUCUGGUUUGGGGAAGGAAGAAAUUUUAGAAUAUUAAAAGAAAGAAAGUUACAAUUUGGGGGACUAUUGAAAAUGGAAACAGAAAGAGGGGAGUAAUGGGUGUCAGUCUGGUUAUCAGUCAAGCUGGAAAGAGACAGCUUGUUCUGUCGAACACCAAGAAUGUUAGUAGUAAGCCAACCACUUAUGCAGGAAGAAAGCCCUAGACUGAAAGGUUUUUCGGAGGGGAGCGUGCUGAUUAGGUAAGGAGAUGUCAUGGUCUUCUUCCGUCGAUGUAGGAAGAUAGCAGAUAUGAUCGCCUGAAAAAGCCGAACUACACAGUGCAAGCAUGGCUUUUGCCCAGUCGCACAUUAUGGCAGCUAGAAGGCAUCAGCACAGUAGACUCAUAAUUGAAGUGGAUGAGUACAGCUCCAACCCCACACAGGCUUUCACGUUCUACAACAUUAACCAGGGACGUUUUCAGCCCCCACAUGUGCAAAUGGUUGAUCCGGUGCCCCAUGAUGCUCCCAAACCUCCAGGAUAUACACGAUUUGUCUGUAUUUCUGAUACUCACUCAAGAACUGAUCCUAUCCAAAUGCCAUAUGGAGAUGUGUUAAUACAUGCUGGUGAUUUUACUGAGCUGGGACUUCCUAGUGAAGUAAAAAAAUUCAACGAGUGGCUAGGUAGCCUGCCCUAUGAAUACAAGAUUGUGAUAGCAGGAAAUCAUGAAUUGACCUUUGACCAGGAAUUCAUGGCUGACUUAAUCAAGCAGGACUUUUACUAUUUCCCCUCUGUUUCUAAGCUGAAGCCAGAGAGCUAUGAAAAUGUACAGUCUCUCCUAACAAACUGCAUCUAUCUUCAAGACUCUGAAGUGACGGUGAGGGGGUUCAGAAUAUAUGGCUCCCCUUGGCAACCUUGGUUUUAUGGCUGGGGCUUUAAUCUUCCGCGAGGCCAAGCACUAUUAGAGAAAUGGAACCUUAUUCCAGAUGGAAUAGAUAUUCUUAUAACACAUGGACCACCUCUCGGUUUUCUAGACUGGGUUCCUAAGAAAAUGCAACGGGUAGGAUGUGUUGAGCUGCUGAACACAGUCCAGAGACGAAUACAGCCAAGGCUUCAUGUUUUUGGACAUAUCCAUGAAGGUUAUGGUGUCAUGGCUGACGGAACUACUACCUACGUGAAUGCAUCUGUGUGCACUGUGAAUUACCAGCCACUUAAUCCACCUAUAGUUAUUGACUUACCUACUCCAAGGAACACAUGAUUAUAAUGAGGAUUUAGAGUUGUGCUCAACACAUUAGCAACUUUGUAUUGCUGGCUGAGAAUCCCAAUAGGGAACCGUUCAACAAAAAAGCAAAAACCUUCUUUUUUCCCUGCUAGCUCUUCACGGAUAAAUUUUGAGUGACAAAAGCGGAUGAGGAACAAAGACAUUUUGGUGCCAGAAACAGAUUAAAGACUUUAACAUUUCACCAUUAAAAUAUUUGUGAACACAGAAAAGUGAAUGCAUUCCACAUAUAUAUAUACAUAUACAUAUAUAUAUAUCUCAAGUAGGGAUUUUUGUAUAUACCGUACAUUAUAUCGGACUUAUUAAAAGAGCAAUGUCUUUCAAAGGAGUGUUUCUUUAAGAAAGUUUGCAGUUUAAACUUAAGUGUUUAGACUAGGAUUUCCUCAUUUCAGAUGUUUCCCAGUGAGCUCUUGGUAAAAGAAAAACGAUGGUAAAGAUGUUCUCCCUUAAUUAACAUGGCAAAUAUAAAAGAUGGCGCACGAAUGACCAGUCACAGGAGGAAAGCUAUUACUUCAAGUCCUCCAGGUCUAAGUCUUUGCAUCUAUUAAAAAACCAAUGCAAUAGAGGCCCUAAUUCACUGUACUGAAAUGAAGUUUUACUACAUCUGGCAUUACAGAUGGUAAGGGAAAUGGUGCAUAUUGCCGGCAUGCUGUAAACAGCUCAACAUUCAAGAAGGGAGACUGCGUUAAGUGCAGUAUAAACUCAGGAAUUUGUAACCUGGACUCGCCUGUGAAAAAAAAGGAUGACAUUUCCCUUAAAAAAAAAAAAAAAAGAAGAAAAAAAUAUAACUCUGUUUUCAUGUGGUAAGGCGAUACGCGAUUGUAUGUUAAAAGCAAAAAAAAAAAAACCCACAAAAAUGACGUAGUGGUAUUUGAAAUAAACCACUGUUCAGUAGUGGUAUUUUAAAUAAAACCCACUGGGACUAUUUGUUUAAAACCUGUUAAUGGGACAUGCAGCCAGUGAUGAGAUUACUGGUUUGAAUUUGGCCCCAGUUUGAAGUGAUUAAAUGUCAUUGUGAUCCUUUUGUCCUAUGGAUGUCAAGGGGAAGGGGUCACCUCAAGGAGUUUGGGCAUUCACUUUUGGGUAGUGAUGUGGUAGCGUAAGUGCGAUGAGUGAUGAGUACACGCCAAUGGGCACAGAACAGGGUCACCUCACAAAACCUGUCGUUGCCGUCUGCCCGCGCGUGGACACUGCUGAGAGAGGCCCAAGACAAAGUCAUCAACCGAGCUGAAAUCCAUCUGUCGUCUUGCAUGUGAUGCCAGGCAAAGCAGGGGACGUGUGAGGAGCUGGUUGGGAUGGCCAACACUAGCACUGCCCGUGAGGCUUUCCUGCAGGUUAACAGAGGUGUUGAAGCUGAUGGGAUUUCAGUCCUGUCCUAGGCAGAAGCUUGCAAAUUGAUUACAAACCCACCAACAAAAAAGAAAAAAAAAGUGUUUCAAACAUGCCCUACAAGAAAUGGGUUUCUUCCUUGAACUAGCAGACUUCUACAUGCUCAAAGAGGAGCCUUUUUGCCUUGAUGGAGAUAAUUUAACUGCUGUAUUCUGAACGUGGACAUCCUGAAUUUGGGGCUGAUGGCACUAGACAUUAAUCUUGUUCACACGCGUUGGGCAGCUCAUCGCACUACAAGUACAGGGUUGUUUGCAGGUCUGUGCAUAGCCCACAUCUGCACACGUGCAUCGGAUAAUUAUGGAUGUUACUCUUUGCCUGAUACAUGGAUGUAAAUGUGGGCUUCAGGUAGCAGCUAAAUGUACAUUAUAUGCAUACACAAUUUAAAAUAUCUGUGUCGCAAGGCCAGGUUAUGUCAGCUUCAGCUCUAAGCGAGGUGGGCAGAAGCAUUGCAUGCCGCUGGCUUCCCAUGGGCAGCAGCUCUUCUAGCAGCUGCUGCUGGGAGCAGUGACACUCCAGCCCAGUAACUAACUCGUGCUGUGGACCCACCAGAAACCACCGGAAAACAUGACAAGUCACGGGUUGGUCAUUUCUUGUGAGCUGUCGGGUGACUUGGGGUCUAAACUGAUUUGCUGCUUUUUUUCUGAAACGAAACUCAAAACGAUGGGUGGCCACUGCCACUGGUUUUUGGGUGAAUAGUUCACAAGCGCAUGAGCAGUCUGCCGUGAAUUCAGAUGGGGCCACUUUUGUCAAAACUAUUUAUUGGCGUAGAAAUUGCAGGAUCAGCUCCUAAAUCAGCAAGGACUGAAAUUCAUAGUUGAAUAUGAACUCCCGCCAUCAUUGGGAAGAUGAGCAAUAGCAUGUAGUUAGAAUAAAAGUGUCUUAGCUAGUCACAAUUCAAGCGGUUUGAAACAAAUGUGGCAGGAAAUUGGCUGUAUGUUAAAGAAGUCUGAAAUGUUUACAUUCGCUCGCGGCACUUAAGAGACAAAAAUGUUAAAGUGGGGGGAAGAGGUCCUUUUAUUAGCCUCAACAAAAUUUCUAUGUCGACCAUAAACUAUUCUCUUAAAAAUAAUUUUUCCUAAGGUAUCUUCAAAAUACUGUGUAUUUUUAUGUGGGAAGGAUACGAAAGCAGCUGUUACUUCAAAAUAUGAUUUAAAGUACUUGAGGUAUGAAAGCUUAAAGGUUAUUUAAUCAUUUUGGCAUAACUUGAUUGUUGUUGUAAUUUUUGGUCAAGCAUGUUAGACAAAUAAAGUCUUAAAACGAAACGAA